This is a messenger RNA of Spirodela intermedia, 1829 nucleotides long. The record is from the annotation of a GenBank genome assembly. NCBI's taxonomy places the organism in Eukaryota, Viridiplantae, Streptophyta, Magnoliopsida, Alismatales, Araceae.
AUGGCGGAGGAGUUGAAGGAUGCGGGGUUCUGGCUCCCGUCGGGGUUUCUGGCCGACGAUUUUCAGAGGGAGGAAGGGGGCGGCGGUGGCGGCGCAGAUCCCUGCUUCCCCUCGGAGCUGUCCUCGGAGUGGGGGUGGGGGUACGGCUCCGACCUGAGCUCGCCAGUCGGGUCUGUCGCAACGGCGGAGAGCAGCGACGAGGAGGACUCCCUUGCAGUGCUCUCGCGGGAGCUGUCUCGCGACUUGCUGCUCCAGGACAAGGCGAGGACUCCUCCCCUCCCCGCAGGGAAAUCGAGCAAGGUAAUCUUUCGGCUUUGUUCCCUUCUCCGGUCGAUUUCCGAUGGGAGCUCACGGGGACGAUAGGGAUCUUCGCUGUUGCAGGAAACUUCUGUGGCGAUGUGUUUGUCACCGCAGUCAACCCUGUGCGAGGUGUGGAGCUGCAACUCCUCCAACGGAGAGACCUCCAAGGGGCCCUCCCUCGUGUCCUCUCCUCUUUCCUCUUCCCUGGAGCGGCGGCACAGGGAGGAGGAGAGCCCCUGGGAUCUGCUCUCCGCUGCGGCCGGGGAGGUCGUCCGGAUGGGCCAUGGCGGCGCCGACGGGGACGAGAAGUGGGCGUACGGCGGCCGUGGAGUCCUUGGCGCGCCGGCGAAGAAACCCUCCCCCUCCCCCUCCUCUCCGGCCAAGGCCAGCUCCAGGAGCUAUUACGUGAACCCAUCUUUGACUCCGCCGCCCCAUUAUAACCUGGUCGGUAAGGUGGGACUCAUUCCUCCUCUUGAUUUGCAGGAGGUUUCUUUGUUUCUUUGGCAAACUCUGUCGGCUGCUGAUCUUCCGGCUGUUCACGUCGUCUGAUCUCCCUUGUUUCUCCUCUUCUUUCGUCCUACAGUUCCAGCCCCUGAAGCAGAAACACCAGACGACGACGGCGACGAAGACGAAGAUGAGGAUGCAAGAGAGCCACCGGUCAAAUGGCGACGGCAGCGGGGGAACGGCCGCCGGCCGACCAGGGCCGCAGUGGAGUGCCUCCGGGAUGAGGGCCGUGUUUCUCAGUCCCCGCUCGGGGAGGGAUUCCUCCGGUACCGGCGUGUUCCUGCCGAGGAUGGAGGGCAACGCUGCCGAGCUACGGAAGAAGCCAGGUAUGGGGUUUUCUCCUUCUGUCCCAUCACAUCCACGCCCUUCCUUCUGCUCUGCUUUGCUCUGCUUUGCUCUACUCUGCUCUGCUCUGCUCUGCUUUCUGGGGUGGGUUUUCGAUCCCUCCUGAUAGCUACCGGCUUUUCCCUCCUGCCUGGACAAGUCGGAUCCAUCCCCCCUCAACCCACGACGGCGUCUCUUCUUGUCUGUUUCUGCAUCUCUUUCUCUCUCUCUCCGCCUUUCUCUGUAUGUAUGUUCUUCCUCCUGAUCAUUCUGGGGGGCGCCUGGUAAUUACGUCUUCUUCCUCUCCUUAUUCUUCUGAUUCGUCCCCAUCUCGUGUUCCCAGCCUGCUCGACCGUCCUGCUCCCGGCGAGGGUUGUCCGCGCCUUGAACCUCGAUCUGAACGAGAUCGCGGCCAAGUCCCGCCUUCCCAGCAUCUACGUGAUCGGCCGCGGUGAGUCCCCAUCCCUUCACCACCACCACCGCCGCCGCCGCCGUUUCUUCUUUCCACCAUUCACGAAGACGAUCGAUCUUACUCUCUUCUGGUGGGUUCGUUGGUUGCAGACGCCGCCACCAAGGUAACCGGGGAGAAGGCGGCGGCGGGGAUGAAGCAGAAGCAAGCCCCCCUCCGCCGCCCCCGGGCGCUGCCUGCUAACAGCGACCCCCACGGCGAUGUGGCCCUGCCGUCGGAGUGGACCUAUUAG